AUGGCUUCUCAAGCUAUUCUCGGGCCAGAUCGCGCUUGGAUUCCGGCGCAGUCUUAUCCAUCCGACUAUUUCAAUGCCAGACAUUAUAGGUCUGAUAAUGGCGCAGUUCAAACCUCAAGAUUGCAACACAGCGCGAUACCCCCGGAUUUUCCCAGCACGAUAGACUUGCCCACAGCCUGGUCGGGGGCAGAUUUAGAAUAUCUGCUUGAACACGAGCGGCAUUGUCUACAAUUGAAUCAAUCGCAGGUGGCCGAGUUGGAGAAAGCUUCGAAAGCGUUUCAAGAAAACGGGCAUCCUCUCGAGAAAAUGUCACGACAAAACUUCCCUCUUCCGGUAUUAGGUGAAUGCUUGAAGGCAUUGGCCCGUGAACUUACUGAAGGCGUUGGAUUCUUUCGUGUUUGCGGACUCGACCCGAAGCGAUACUCUAAAGAGACGAAUAUAAUUAUUUACCUGGGCCUCACAACAUAUAUUGGAGAGAGACGUGGACGCCAGGAUGAACAUGGAAAUAUGCUACUCCACUUGACAGAUGUCGGUCAUGUUCCGGAUCCAAACAAUCGUCGACAAGCGCCUUAUUCGAAUGUUGAGCAGCCGUUCCAUACGGACACUGGAGAUACCAUUGCACUAUACUCUCUAGGGGAAGCUCAUUCUGGUGGAGAGAGCCGACUUGCAUCCAUUGCAACGGUGUAUAAUGAGAUUGCGGCGGUGAAACCUGAACUGAUAAAUCUUCUAUCUUCGCCGACGUGGGCAUUCGAUAGGUUUGGUCAGUGGCCGCCUUAUGUGAUGCGACCUCUUAUAUAUCCAACGCCCAGUAAAAAAGCGAUUCUCUCGUUUUCAAGACGUCCAUUAUUAGGUAACGCAUCAUCGCCACGAAGUUCUGACAUUCCGGACCUGCCUGCAAAUCAUGUCGAGGCACUGAACGCCGUUCAGUUCAGUGCAAGUCGCCAUGCUCUUUCAAUGAAAUUGAAGCCUGGCGAUAUUUUAGUCUGGAAUAACUUGGCUCUCAUGCAUGGUAGAUCGGCUUUUACCGAUUCAGCUGAAGACAAGCGCCAUUUGAUACGGCUUUGGUUACACAACGAAGCAACGGAAACAGAAUUUCCCAUACCAAAAGAGCUCAAACCGCAAUGGGACGACGCAUUUGAGCACGUUGGCCGACCACAGAUGUGGCCACUCGAGCCUAUCCGGGACAACAGCUAUAUUUGCACGCGGCAACGUUCUUCUGGUCAUGCUUGA
This is a messenger RNA of Glarea lozoyensis ATCC 20868, 1230 nucleotides long. Its product is annotated as Clavaminate synthase-like protein. Gene Ontology annotation, molecular function: oxidoreductase activity. NCBI's taxonomy places the organism in Eukaryota, Fungi, Ascomycota, Leotiomycetes, Helotiales, Helotiaceae. The transcript has 6 exons. Bases 1 to 1230 code for a protein of 409 amino acids. The record is from RefSeq and is a predicted model, not a curated record.